GCCAGUAUAUUUCUUUAUGAUGAAGAUAGAUAUGUUUUUAUCUAUUUACAAAGAUGUUUACUUGGGCACGUUCUCUUGGAUAUUUUAUUUAAAGUGAUCUCUAAAUGAUUAGCUAUUUUCAAAGCAACAUGCUUUCUUAUUAUUCAAUAAAAAGAUUAAGAAAUUCAGAAGUAAGAGGGCAAACAUAGCUACCAAGAGGAAAAGACACCAUCCAUUCCAUCUCCUGGAAUUCCUGUUGGCCACCCCAUAGUGACAUGAGACAAUGCAAAACUAGGGUGAACUUACUCAGAAAGGCUUUCACUGAGAAUCCAUUUGAUUCUAGGUAACUAAAGACACAACACGGAAUGGAGCACUGGAAUUCCACUCUAGAAAGUGGUUUCAUAUUGAUGGGGAUUCUGAAUGACAGUGGGUCUCCCAAACUGCUGUGUGCUACAAUCACAGUCUUGUACAUGUUGGCCCUGACCAGCAACAUCCUGCUGCUCCUGGUCAUCACAAUGGAUGCCCGGCUCCAUGUGCCCAUGUACCUCCUGCUCGGGCAGCUCUCACUCAUGGACCUCCUCUUCACGUCUGUUGUCACUCCCAAGGCCAUCGUGGAUUUUCUGCGCUGUGCAAAUACUAUCUCCUUUGGAGGCUGUGCCCUUCAGCUGUUUCUGGCACUGAUGCUUGGUAGUGCAGAGGAUCUCCUACUGGCCUUCAUGGCCUAUGACAGGUAUGUGGCCAUUUGCUAUCCUCUGAACUACAUGGUCCUCAUGAGCCCCAGGGUCUGCUGGCUGAUGGUCACCACAUCCUGGAUCCUGGCAUUCCUGUGUGCUCUAGGACAUACCAUGUACACUAUGCACUUCCCUUUCUGCAAAUCCCGGAAGAUCAGUCACCUGCUGUGUGAGAUCCCACCUCUGCUGAAGUUGGCCUGUGCAGAUGCCUCUAGAUAUGAGCUCAUGGUGUAUGUGACAGGUGUGACUUUCCUCUUGCUCCCUCUUUCUGUCAUUGUUGCCUCUUAUUCACUAAUCCUACUUACUGUGCUCCACAUUCCCUCAAAUGAGGGGCGGCAGAAAGCCCUCGUCACCUGCUCUUCCCACCUGACUGUGGUUGGGAUGUUCUAUGGAGCUGCCACAUUCAUGUAUGUCCUGCCCAGUUCCCUCCACAGCCCCAAGCAGGACAACAUCAUCUCUGUUUUCUACACGAUUGUUACCCCAGCCCUGAACCCCCUCAUCUAUAGCCUCAGGAAUAAGGAGGUCAUGGGAGCCUUGAUAAGGGUCUUGGGGAAAUACAUGCUACUGACACACUCCUGACAAAUUACCAAGUAGACAUGGUAGGGGUCUAAGAUUCAAUUUUAAUAUCAUGCAGCAGUGAGAAACAGUAAUACUUUUAGGAUGACCAAACUCCAAUAGGCUCUAAACAUCAGAGAAGGACAACUCUCCCUUGAACUGGAUUCUUAGACAAUAGGGAGAAUUAUCCUUAGAAGAUAUGUUGGGCUUCUUGCUUAUUAGGCAGAUGGCUGUUCCAGCAAUUAGUUGGAAAGAAUAAUAGAUUUAUGACUGCAUUUAUACUCCAGAUUAAGGAGCAGUUUGGAUUGAGUAUAUAAAUAAAUACAAUACCUAAGUUGAUGCAGUGGAGGAGGCUAACCAGGGUGUUUUUAUACUGCCUGAAAUCAAAUUUAAAAUCAAAAUAGAGAAAUGAACAAAAGAGAAGGUAAAGUAUCCAAAUUUGAAGUGAUGAUUGAGAUGCAAUAAUAGUGAGAGACAUAUGUUAUGUGUAUUGCUUGAAGUCUUUAAAAAUGUGACCUUACAUGUAUACAAACAUACUUUGAAAUAUCAAAACAAUAGCAAGGAGCUCAUAUUCUUGAAGUGAGAAUAUGUGUAUGUCACUGUUCAUGUGAAAGGAGGGAUAAAAUAUAUAAUUCACUUUCUAGCUAGCUUAAAUGUACUUUCUUUAUUAUUUGAUUUAUUUGUGCGGGAAGAUUUAUUACAAAAACUGGAAACUUAAUCUGUUCUGUUAAGAAGCUCCAUAAUACCCUGGCUCACAUAGUUGGAAUUGAGGUUGAGGAUGGUGCUUUGUGAAAAGUCAGAGUACUUUCUUUUCUUGACAGAAGCAAUCUUAAAUUGAAUAAUCUACAAAGUUAAGCCAUAAUAUAUAAUCUACAGCUAAUCUAUAAAAGUAACCCAGGUUAAUUAUGAAAACUGAGAAAAUUAAAAAAUUUAGAAAGAAGCAAAAAUCACCCAGAAAGUUUUCCUCUCAUUUUUUUGUUUUCCACGUAUGUAUUUUACUGAAUUGUUAUGUACCUUGAUAAAAGUCCUGCUUUUUUGUCAUUUGAAAUUUGGUGAACCUUCUUCCUUGUUAAGAGGGGACAUUAUAGUUUAGGGGUAGGGAGUGAGUGGCAGGAAGGGAGGGGGCCAGAGUGUGUGAGUGUGAAUCUCUGCUCCCCCUAUAUCAUCUGUGCAUCUUUGGACACCAAAUUAAACUCUUUGCACCUCAGUUUUCUCAUUUAAAAGUGAUGAUAAUAAUAGCACUUAUGAUGUUUUGAGGAGGAUUGAAUAAGAAAAUAAAUUUCAAGUACUCAGACCAGAGUCUGGCAAAUGGUGCAUAAAACAUGCUGCCUAUCACACAACAGGUGGCAGUAUGAGAGCCCCACCCACCCCUGCACCAUGGCCUCAUGCCACAGCUAGCAGGGUGAGAGCCCCACCCACCUCCACACCAUGGCCUCAUGCUGCAGCUGGGCUAGAUGAGAACCCCAUCCAUUCCAAUGCCACAGAUGUGGCUCCACCACAGCAGUCAGGAGUCUGUAGCCCACACAGAGACACCCCUUGAAUAUCUAGCUCUGGUGGCCAGGAGGGAUAGCACUUUUGGGCCCCAUGUGUCAUCUCCUACACAAGGCCACUCCUUCAAGACUGGGAGAUAUAAUAUUUGAUUUGCCUAAUAUGUAGAAACAAAGAGUCAGGAUAAAUGAGGAAAUAGAAGAAUAUGUUCCAAACAAAAGAACAAGAGAAAAUAGAAUAACAUUUGCAUUACAGGAGUCCCAGAUGGGGAAGAGAGAGAAAAAGGCCCAGAAUACUUAUUUGAAGAAAUAAUGGCUGAAAACUUCCCUAAUCUGGGGAAAUAAACAGACAUCCAGGUCCAGGAAGCCCAGAGGGUGCCAAAUAAAAUGAACCUAAAGAGGCCCACACCAAGACACAUUAUAAUUAAAACAGUAAAAGUUAAAGAGAAAGAUAGAAUCCUA
Equus caballus (horse) is the source of this 3214-nucleotide messenger RNA. The record is from RefSeq and is a predicted model, not a curated record. NCBI's taxonomy places the organism in Eukaryota, Metazoa, Chordata, Mammalia, Perissodactyla, Equidae.